AUGAGCUCCCACGUGUUUAACAAAGCUGAUGCUGUUUUGACAAACGAAGAAGUAGUUUCUAUUUGUACCGCACUGAAAGACGACCAACUAAAGGUGUUGUGUUUGCGAGCAUGCACAAUUCAUGGGAAAGACCUCAAACGUAUUCUUAAACUGGCUGGUUCUUGUAGUUCUCUUCAACAACUCACUUUAAAUAUCGGAAUGGUGACUAACAUGAAACAUAUUGAGCUUCUAGCUCGCUGUAUAAUUGCAAACAAAUCACUCACAGGGCUUCACAUCCAUGGCAGUGAUCUCGGAGACGUGGGGAUGAAUAUUCUUGGCCGAGCGUUGAGAAAGCAUCCUGGGAUUGUGUCCCUUGAUGUUGGCGACUGCAAAUUAAGUGACAUGUCCAUUGAUGUCCUAUAUUCACUGCUACUGCCGGUUGAAAACAAACCUGGUUUGACAGAGCUGACUCUCAGUGACAAUCCUCGGAUCAGUGCUUUGGGCUGGGCCCAGCUUGGGAUGUGUCUGGCAAACUGUAGCUGCCUGCGCUGGCUGUUCCUCGACUACAACCCGCUGGGAGAUUAUGGUGCCAGCUGUGUGCUUGUGGCCCUGGCAGCUAGCCAGUCUGUGCAGGUGUUGGACUUGGAAGGCUGUGGGCUGACUGAGCAUACUGGUCAGGUGAUGUUACAUCUUGUGCAGAAUCAUCUUGGAGGUUUAAGCCGAGUGAACCUAAGCAAUAACAGGAUCCGAACCUCUACAAUUGGGUCCAUCAGGAAACAUGUCAGCGAGAACCAUUUUGAUGAUUCCUCCAGUGUCUCGACAAUCAGUGUCGAUGAUCUCUUCUUAAUGAAUGAAACCAGA
Candidula unifasciata is the source of this 840-nucleotide messenger RNA. The record is from the annotation of a GenBank genome assembly. Lineage: Eukaryota; Metazoa; Mollusca; Gastropoda; Stylommatophora; Geomitridae.